Molecule: messenger RNA, 1534 nt
Organism: Patiria miniata (bat star)
Lineage: Eukaryota; Metazoa; Echinodermata; Asteroidea; Valvatida; Asterinidae
Product: microfibril-associated glycoprotein 4-like
Exons: 1
Coding region: 433-1431 (332 amino acids)
Source: RefSeq, a predicted model, not a curated record
CCACAGAGUAUAAGAAUGUAGAAACAUAAACGCUGUGAAACUGUGCAUGAUUAAUUGGAGAGGACGAGUGUGACAUAAUAGCCUUUUCUUUUGAGAUAGACGUUGCUAUGGUGACGUGAUCGAAGAUGCAAGUUGCUCAAUACAACAAGAUAAUCACAGCUGCAGCUACAGGUUUGGUCACAAUUGGAAAUAUACAUCAUGUUUAUUACCCGUGCGUACAAACAAUUGUCGCAAUUCAUAGGUCUUGUGACUUGAAUCAAAUUCACCUGUUUGGAAGUAAUCCAGCAAGCCAGAAGCUUGGAAUACCAGUGACUGUCAGUGCGGUCGGGGCUGAUAUCAAAACUGCAUUGUACGGUGGAAAUAGUUGUCUGUGUAAAUAGACCUACACGAUCUGCUUUGUUCAAAUUUUAUCACUUUGCCUUAUCGGGAACAAUGGAGGAGGUGCGGGCUUUGAGUCACCCAAGUAGACAGGUACUUGUCACCGGUCUGUGGUUUUAUACUUUAUUUUCAAUCUUGCCCACAUCCCAAGGAACCGCUUGUGGUUAUGCACUCUCACAGGAAUUCAAUGCUGCUGAAAAUCGAACACUGAGAAAUGCCACAAUUUGGUCGGGUAGAGUUGGUACUCUUGUCGGCUGUGUGAGUUGGUGCCACUCUUGGCAGAUUUGCAAAUCAAUCAAUUACUUCAAGAGAGAUCGCAAGUGUGAAUUGAACAAUGAAACCAAAGUCUCUGCCCCAAAUAACUUGGUCGUAGACUACGCGGGCGUGUACUUCGAUGGUUUGUACAGCGAUUGCUGGAGUUUACUGAAGGCAGGUUACAGUGUGACCGGUAUGUAUACGAUAUUCCCCGCGGGAUUUGCAGAUGGUCUGAAGGUGUACUGCGACAUGGAGACCGACGGUGGAGGCUGGCUUGUCAUUCAGAGGCGUCAGGAUGGCAGUGUCGACUUCUACCGCGGCUGGGCUGACUACCGCGUGGGCUUUGGUGAGUUGGCUGGUGAGUUUUGGCUCGGCAACGACAACUUGCGCACCUUGAGUAAUUCUACUGGAUCUUGGGAUCUUCGAAUCGAUUUAGAGGACUGGGAUGGCAACACAACCUGGGCCGAGUACGGAGGUUUUCAAAUCUCUGGACAGGAUUUUCGUCUGAGUUUUGGUUCGUUCAAUGCGGACAGUACGGCUGGAGACUCUCUGACUUACCAUAAUCACUGGCCAUUUUCAACAAAGGACGCAGACAAUGACCGUUCACAUAUGAACUGCGCAGAGAGGAUGGCUGGAGCUUGGUGGUACAAGGCGUGUUAUCAUUCUAAUUUGAACAGUGUGUAUUUUCAUUCGUCCCGUGAACAACCUGGAGACUACCGAGGUAUUAUUUGGGUUGCAUGGAGGGGUCUUUUUUACUCCUUACAAAAAUGUAGUAUGAAGAUUCGACUGGCAAUGUAAGUCAAUUACUGAAAGGAAUCAGACCACUUAUGUUUUAUUUAAAUUGAGUAACCAAUAAAAAGAUAAAAAUACCCGUUAACUCUAAAAGGGCAGGAUUAUUUUG